Molecule: messenger RNA, 548 nt
Organism: Paramecium sonneborni
Lineage: Eukaryota; Ciliophora; Oligohymenophorea; Peniculida; Parameciidae
Source: the annotation of a GenBank genome assembly
UAUAUAAAUAUAUUUUAUAUGUGGGAAAUCAAAAUAAAGAGAGAGAAAAGUUUGCCUGAGCCAGUUGGUUAUAAAAAAGCAUUUGAUGAUUGUCAAGGAUAAGAGUUAAGAGAAGAUUUAGAGAAAGUAAUUAGUUUAUGAUAAAGACUUAGAAAGCAAUGGGAAUAGCAAAAGGAGGAUUUGGAAAUAUAUUUAUGAUAAUGUUUACAUUAUAUAUGACAGGAAAUAUGAUGAAUAUAUUUACAAUAGUAAUAAUAGGAUAAUUUUUAUGGUAAGCAAUUUCAACAAUAGCAAAAAUGGAUUAAGCAUUUUAAUUAUUAGAGAAUAGAGGAAUAUCUUUAUUUUUUUAUAAAUUGAUUUAUUUAUCUGCAGGAUUAUUACAAUUAGGAGUUGUACUUUAUAAAUUAUACAAUAUUGGUUUGCUUCCAUUAAAUAGUGCUGAUUGGAUUGAUUUAGUUCCAUUACAUCAUGUAAAUACAAUUAUGAUUUCUUAUUUAGUAAGAAGAGAUUGUUGUACCAUAUAGCUAUAAUUGAUUUUAUAUUAAUAC